AAUGUCAUCAGAGAGAGAGAGAGAGAGAGGACGACCAAAGCAAGCCGCCAUUAAUGCCCCUCUCUCUCUCUCUCUCUCUCUCUCUCUCUCUGUAUUUUAAAAUAUUUUGUGUCUUUUGAUUUCCACUUGCUUGCAAAGAAAUGAAGGGCGAAGUCAACACACCUUUUGCCCUUCGCGAAGGUCUAACCAAACCAUGCAGGCAGAUAUGAGAGGAAAUAAACCCUCAGUUCGAAGUCUUUGCAUUCACAUUCGAGCCAUCUCUUCCUCUUCCCAACCGGGUAUGAGCUUUCACGGAUUGGGCAUGUUCGCUUCAAUUCAAAUUCGCUGCACUUAGUCUCAUGACUUUUGUCUCGUCCCGUCUCGGGCUCCUUUAUCAGUUCUGCUGAUCUAUCUAUAGCUGCCGCUGCCGCUGCCGCCGCCGCCGCAGCUGAAGCAGGACAGGAGCAGAGAGCUUCUAAUAUCUUCCUAUGGGGGCUUGCUGGAGUUUCCGAAACAAGGCUGAGCGUCACUUUAAUUUGGGGGUGAAGUCAAAGUAUGGUAGCAAAAACAGAAAGGAAUCGAGUGUCUCAAGUAGCAAGGUCUCAUCUGCCUCAGUGCCUCCAAUUCCUCGGACCGAGGGUGAGAUCUUGCAGUCAUCAAAUUUGAAGAGCUUUUCCUUUAAUGAACUUAAAACAGCCACUAGGAACUUCCGUCCAGAUAGUGUUCUCGGGACCGGUGGUUUCGGUUGUGUCUUUAAGGGGUGGAUUGAUGAGCAUUCAUUUAUGGCUGCCAAACCCGGAACUGGCAUGGUUAUUGCUGUGAAGAGACUUAAUCAAGAAGGCCUUCAGGGUCACAAGGAAUGGUUGGCAGAAAUUAAUUAUCUGGGGCAGCUGCAUCAUCCUAAUCUUGUGAAGCUGGUUGGUUACUGCUUAGAGGAUGAUCACCGGCUUUUGGUAUACCUGUUCAUGCCGCGGGGUAGCUUGGAGAAUCAUCUGUUUAGGAGGAAUUCUUACUUUCAACCACUGUCUUGGAACCUCCGUAUGAAGGUUGCCCUUGGUGCUGCAAAGGGUCUUGCAUUUCUCCAUAGUGACAAAGCAAAAGUGAUAUAUCGAGACUUCAAAACUUCUAAUGUUUUGCUAGAUUCGAACUAUGAUGCAAAGCUCUCUGAUUUUGGGUUGGCUAAGGAUGGUCCAACGGGCGAUAAAAGCCAUGUCUCCACAAGGGUCAUGGGCACCUUUGGAUAUGCAGCUCCUGAGUAUAUGGCCACAGGUCAUUUAACUGCCAAAAGCGACGUAUACAGCUUCGGGGUUGUUCUCCUUGAAAUGUUGACUGGUCGAAGAGCAGUGGACAAGAACCGCCCAGCUGGUGAGCAGAACCUAGUUGAAUGGGCUAAGCCUCUCCUCACCAGCAAACGCAAAAUUCUCACUGUUAUCGACAGCCGUAUUGAGGGCCAAUACUCAUUGAGUGGAGCUCUCAGGACAGCUGCCCUUGCAAUACAAUGCCUAUCUAAAGAACCCAAAUUCCGGCCAAACAUGGAUGAGGUUGUCACAGCAUUGGAGAAGCUUCAGGACACGGGCAACCUUAAAAAUGAAGAGGUCCAAAGUUAUCCCAGCAAUUCGAGCCAUAGCCCCAAAUAUCCCAAGAGAUCUGCUGAUGCAGGCUACAUUGGAGGGCCUGUCUCUUCUGAUCCAACACCGUCUGCUUCCCCUCUUCAUAUGUGAAACGAUUUGAAGAAACAAAUCCAUUGUUCUCUAGUUCUUGAAUUAUAUAAUUCUGUGAAGAACAUUGCCUUGAGUACUUACUUGCACAUGCACAGCACCAGAACUUCGUCAAUUACUGUACAAAUCUGAUUUCAAUAAAGUAUUUGAACACCCCCCCCCCCUCCUUAAAAAAAGAUGUUCUUCAAAGCAUGGUCGCCCCAGGAGUCUAGGAAAUGCUAGGAGGUUCCAUCCCAAUUUCAGCAAUAUGUUUGUAUGUCUAGCGUCAGCGGUUUACAGGACCAGUGAUGUUUAAAAGAUAGAUGCCAAAGAUUGAGAUUGAGGGUUUUUUUUUUGUCCUCUGCGUUGCUGAUGCUGGCCACUUCAUAUGUUGUAAUAAGUGUUAGAAUAAUGAAUGUGAACAUGAACCCUUUUCUUUUU
Malania oleifera is the source of this 2117-nucleotide messenger RNA. Its product is annotated as receptor-like cytoplasmic kinase 176. Bases 468 to 1700 code for a protein of 410 amino acids. NCBI's taxonomy places the organism in Eukaryota, Viridiplantae, Streptophyta, Magnoliopsida, Santalales, Ximeniaceae. The record is from RefSeq and is a predicted model, not a curated record. Gene Ontology annotation, molecular function: ATP binding; protein kinase activity. Gene Ontology annotation, biological process: protein phosphorylation. The transcript is spliced from 6 exons.